This is a messenger RNA of Nestor notabilis (Kea), 1845 nucleotides long. RefSeq names its product HAUS augmin-like complex, subunit 3 (gene HAUS3). Bases 1 to 1845 code for a protein of 614 amino acids. The transcript has 4 exons. Lineage: Eukaryota; Metazoa; Chordata; Aves; Psittaciformes; Psittacidae. Gene Ontology annotation, biological process: centrosome cycle; spindle assembly. The record is from RefSeq and is a predicted model, not a curated record. Gene Ontology annotation, cellular component: HAUS complex; mitotic spindle; centrosome.
AUGAGUUGCGGAAAUGAUUUUGUGGCAAUGCUUAAGAAAAUUGGAUAUCCAAAAGCUGAUGAGCUUAAAGGAGACGAUUUUGACUGGCUGGUUGAAUCUUCAGAAAGCAGAUCAUUCCUGGAGUGGUUUUGUGGAAAUGUAAAUGAGCAGUAUGUGGUAUCUGAACAAGAACUGCAAGAUUUUGAUAAUCUUUGUGAGUCUGGUAAGCCCAUUUUGGAAGGAAAUGCACUGGACGAAGUCCUUAAAACUCUGAGGCCUGUGGAUUCAAAGAGCAGUAGCCAAGAGGAGGAGGAACUGAAGAAAUUAGAGGAUGAGCUUCAAACUCUUCAGAAGUUAAAAAAACUUCAGAUUCAUCGGCAUAAUAAGCUUCAAAUGAUGGUUUCUGCAAACAGUCAUCUGUUACAGACGUUAAAAAGCAGAGAGAAUGAAGCACAUAAAGAAUUGAAAGAAGGAUUGGAAGUGUUUACUGCAGCAACUAAUGAACUUAACAAUGAACUGCUGUCUUUUACGGAUGCAGCUGAGAAAUGGGCCUCUCACUUCACUGCUUCAGAUUCAGAACAAGGGUCAGAUCUACAGCCAAUGUUUUUUUCCCAACUUUCUUUGGACAAGUAUUUGGCUCAGGAAGAAGAAAGAUCUGCAGCCCUUAGCUCAUACAUAAAGAAAAAUUUUGAUCAGAAUGUGUCUAAAUGGGUUGAGAAUUCACAUGAAGGCAGCUUUCAGUUUGCAGAUACCGGCAAAGAAGAUGCUUGUGAUGAGACUAAUGAAAUCUCUGAGGAGACUCGAGAGGUGACCAGGCUCCAGACAGCAUAUAUUUGUGCUCAACAUCAGCUAAUUCAGAUGCAAGCUGAAGAGGAGAGCCUUAAUUCAGCUAUAAACUGCGCAGAGAGCAUGCUGCAGUCCUUAAACAACAAGGAUAUUGGGAAACAAGAAAACCUCAGUGCCAAAAUACCUAGUUUAAAUGAUGAAAUUUCAACAAUUAAAGAAGAUAUAACUCGGAUAAACAAUGAAGAGCUGAUGCCCCUUCUGAAGGAGAAGGCACUACUUCUGAGUGCGCCUGUGGAGAAAUGCUACUUGGAGCAUCAGAUUGCUCAGCAGGAGUAUCGUGCUUCAAGACAAGAUGAAAUAUUCAGACGUUUGAUAAGACAGAAAGCAUCACUUGAGCUUAUUCAGCUAGCCUGUGAAAUGGAGUUCAAGAAAAAUAAGGAGAUCUCCUGUCAACUCGAGAAGUUAGUAGAAUCCCUAAAACAGAGCACUGAUGAGUUGCAACAAAGCCUACAGGCGAUAACUGAGCAAAUUAAACAUGCACAGCCAAGAAACACUAUUAGUUCAAAGGAUGGUUUUUCUUUCAGGCUAUACCAGCUUCUGGAAGGAGAAAAUAAAAACCAAGAAUUAUUUAAAACAUACAAAGGCCUGGAGCAGAUGGCUCAGAAGUUAAAGCAGGACUGUACUACAGCACAAGAUCAGCUAGCAGCGUCUUCUCAAGAACAGUCUCUCCUUUUGUCCAAGCUAGAAAGUGAUGUAGAUACCCUUUAUAAUGCGCUGUAUCGUGGAGGAAAUCAGAUACAACUCAGCAGUCAGGAACUUGUUGAGCAGUUGCACCAACUGGAAACUGAUUUAAAUAAAUUAAAUGAACUCCUUAUCGAUCUGAUGGCCGAUGUGAAGUCAAAGAGAAACUUUUUAGAGUCCAGUAAGCUCCAUCAAAUGGAAAGAAACUUGUAUGUGUAUUUUUAUAAAGACCAAGACCGCUUGAAAGAGAUGGUGGAGAAGCUGGAGCAGCAGGCUGAGGCGAAAGCCGGUGCUCUGGCAGAUGAGGAUUUUGCCACCAGUGGAGUUCUCGAUUUUUAA